This is a messenger RNA of Orussus abietinus, 1098 nucleotides long. It is a transcript of the gene Prosalpha3, whose product is annotated as proteasome subunit alpha type-4. The coding region runs from base 143 to 916 and encodes 257 amino acids. NCBI's taxonomy places the organism in Eukaryota, Metazoa, Arthropoda, Insecta, Hymenoptera, Orussidae. The transcript is spliced from 4 exons. The record is from RefSeq and is a predicted model, not a curated record. Gene Ontology annotation, biological process: ubiquitin-dependent protein catabolic process. Gene Ontology annotation, cellular component: nucleus; proteasome core complex; cytosol.
UCUCUGCUCUUCUAUGGGAGCGAUGAGUUGGUCUGUAGAGACUUCUGUAUUAUUUGAUCGGGUAUAGGCAGGUAUAGGCCUGUCAUCGUUUUCAAGCCUCGUUUAAGGGAAUUAAAAGUUUUGAAUCAGAAAUCAUAACAAAAUGGCACGGCGUUAUGAUACCCGUACUACCAUUUUCUCACCUGAGGGGCGAUUGUAUCAAGUGGAAUAUGCUAUGGAAGCCAUAAGUCAUGCCGGUACUUGCUUAGGAAUCUUGGCAAAUGAUGGUAUCCUAUUGGCUGCAGAACGCCGCAAUACCAAUAAGUUAUUGGAUGAAGUCUUUUUCUCUGAAAAGAUCUAUAAAUUGAACGAUGAUGUAGUUUGUUCUGUUGCGGGUAUUACUUCGGAUGCUAAUGUGCUUAUAAAUGAGUUACGGUUAAUUGGACAACGAUAUCUCUUACAAUAUGGAGAAACAAUUCCAUGUGAACAGCUUGUGUCAUGGUUAUGUGAUGUCAAACAAGCAUAUACACAGUAUGGUGGAAAGAGGCCAUUUGGAGUAUCUAUCCUAUACAUGGGUUGGGAUCGACAUUAUGGUUAUCAAUUAUAUCAGUCGGAUCCAAGUGGCAAUUACGGAGGCUGGAAAGCAACGUGCAUAGGUAAUAAUUCUGGUGCCGCGGUUUCUUCAUUGAAACAGGAAUACAAGGAAGGUGAAACUACAUUGAAAGAUGCAAUGGCUCUUGCGAUUAAAGUUCUAUCUAAGACCCUUGAUAUGAACAAAUUAUCUGCUGACAAAGUGGAAAUGGCCACAUUAACUCGAGAAAAUGGCAAGACAAAAACUAGGAUUUUAUCUCCUAAAGAAGUUGAGGCACUCAUCGCUGAACACGAACGUCUAGAAGCCCUUGCCGAGCAAGCCAAGAAAGAAAAGCAGAAGUUGUAAAUUUUUAAGGUGAUUUGUCGAUUUUUAUAAGAAUUGUUUCCUUCACUCAAAGCAAGGUUAACAGCUAAACAAGCAGAAAGCAAGAUUUCUGGUGUAGUAGAACUUACUAUAAGAUCAUGCAAGUUUGCUUCGUAUGAUAAAGAGAUCCUGCUGGAAUAAAAAAUGACAUAUGAAUUUUGAAA